Molecule: messenger RNA, 620 nt
Organism: Macroventuria anomochaeta
Lineage: Eukaryota; Fungi; Ascomycota; Dothideomycetes; Pleosporales; Didymellaceae
Exons: 1
Coding region: 123-497 (124 amino acids)
Source: RefSeq, a predicted model, not a curated record
UCGACCGCCUAAAAGCAUCCGCACUGCCACUCUCCUCAUAUACGAUCCCCAGCCCUUGGGUCGCUUCCUUGGAGCUUGCACGAAGAGCCCACUUCUUCAUGUUCCUGACCUGAGCCAUACUCAUGGAUCCUCUCACCGGAUGUAUCCACCCUCCCCCCCCCCCGGCGCACUGCACCAGCAACAUUUUCGAUUGUGAUGUUGUUCGGAUACGCUCUGGGCUACUCCGCGAGCUGGAGAACAGCGCGUCGAGAGUUAAGAUCAGACAUCUGAGGAUUGACUUAACGAAUGACGACCGCUGCUACGACACAUGUGGUUGGGAAGCACACUCGAGCUAUAUGAUUCACAGUACUGCCAUGCCGGCCUUCGGUGCGCUACAAAGUAUCGAUGUUUUAGUCGAGGACGGGUUGGCGAAUCGGAUGCAGUUCAUUGAGGAGACCUAUUGGGGAAGUUGCCCGAGAGGGAAGGUGAGGAUCGUAGAUGGGAAGACUGGGGAAUGAAAUGAUGAGAGUACGAGUGGGGUGUAAGCAGAUUGGGCUGAUAAUCGAUGUAGGGAGGGGGAUGGGGAGUGGAUCCAUGAGGACAGUGGAGUGUAUGCGGUUUGGGCGGUUUGGGCGGAUAGU